This is a messenger RNA of Aureobasidium pullulans EXF-150, 1465 nucleotides long. RefSeq lists its product as uncharacterized. Lineage: Eukaryota; Fungi; Ascomycota; Dothideomycetes; Dothideales; Saccotheciaceae. The transcript has a single exon. Bases 49 to 1413 code for a protein of 454 amino acids. The record is from RefSeq and is a predicted model, not a curated record.
AGCUCCAGCAACCACUGACAAUAUCUUCGAUGCGUUAUCUUUGUGGACAUGGCCAAUGAUUCGAAUCCAGUGUCUUUUGCAUGGGUAGAGUAUGAUCCUAGGGCGUUGAAGGAGCGCCGGGAGCUCGGCGUCUACAAUCAACAGCGACGAGUCGUGCGAGCUCAUGUCGCCCAUACAUCUUCUGGGGCGAGGAAAGCGACUAUUGCUCGGAAAGAAUCAAUUGCGAAAACCCAAGGAAGCAGGAAAUCUUCCAAGUCUGGAAAGUCGUCCAAGAAGCAGGAUAAACCAGUCGAAGAUUUUAUCACACUGCUUUUUGUAAGAUUGCGAUCUCGCGAUGCAUCGGCUGUUGCCUCCAUGGCACAGAAGUCUGAUCGGACCCUACUCUGGAAUGCUUUCACCGGCGGAAACACAUGCUUUGAGGCUGCAUUGUUUGUUGCAGGAACUUUUGCAAAUACCUGCGGUAUCUCUCGACAUGAACUGCAUACGGGAUUCGGAAGUGGUCUUCUCUUUCUCCGUGGUGCCUCGCUCGACGGCAUUCAAAAGACAAUCAUCCACACGCCAAAAGACAGUUUGAACUCAAUCUCCAUCGCGCUGCUGGCUGGAUGGGAGCGCAGGUUUGGAGACGAGCAAUCUUACGCGGUACACUUGCAAGCGUGGAAAUCACUACCUCUUGCGACUGGUUCUUUGGAGGACAGCAGUAUCGCAGCAUUGACGGAUGUUGCAUUGAUCUGCUUCCAGGAAGCUAACCAGGAGCGAUACAUUGCUGAAUCAGUCUUCUCAGCUGCGCGGUCACUAGUCUAUGGAACAGUACUGCCACAAGGUCUUCCGCCUGGAUUCCACGUCAUUCCCGCGGAACGCCCAGAGGCGCUUAGUCUGCUCGGCAUCGUAGCUAAAUUGACGGCGUUCGACUGGACGGCGCCCAAAUCUGUCGAGACAGUCCGCAGACUUAUCCUGGAGACAGUAUCAUGGAGCGCUAGCCAUUCGAUCGGGACAGAACCAGUAGAGGCGUACGAGGAACUAUGGGAUCAGACAGACCUCCUCGCCCUUUAUCACAUCCGAUCUGCCAUGGUCUCCAUCAACGCACCCAUGAUACGAGCAGCGAUACAGGCACACAACAUAGUAUGGGCUUUUGAUGAACAAACGGGCAUUGACAUUCACGCCGAAGCAUGCCGACACCUGCGGAGCCACGAAUUGAUGGGCACAAAGUAUCAAGAGGUAGCGAUCUGGGCCAAGAUGGCAAUGAUUGGACUCGCAUCACCUUCUGCUGAUGGUGAUCGGCAUAUGAGUGGAUUGAUGAAGUACUCAGGUAUUGGAACAUGGGAGCAGAUGGAGGCUCUGUUAAGAAGACAUGUCUCCAAGGAGGAGUUGACAUGGAAAAAGUACCGCAGUCUUUUUGACCGACUUGUAUAUUAGCGACAGCACAGAGCAUAUAACGACAGAACACGAAUACAGAUGAAGUUAGAAG